AAUAAGAUCCUGAACAGAACCGGCUGCUGCCCCGUCUGCACUGAAAAGCCGGGUGUGUGCACGGUGUUUGGGGACCCUCACUACAACACCUUCGACGGGAGGACUUUUAACUUCCAGGGAACGUGUCAGUACGUCCUGACUCGUGACUGUGGCGGCGUCUCCUCCGGAAGCCCGGGAAAUAACGUCAACAGCCCCGACUCCAGCUUCACGGUGCUGGUGAAGAACGACGCCCGGCGGACUCGCUCCUUCUCCUGGACUCAGUCUGUGGAGGUGAGGCUGGGAGGUCUGGUCCUCGGCCUGCACCAGCACCUGACGGUGCGGAGGAACGGCACCCGCAUCGCUCUGCCCUACCACGGCCCCGGGGUGCACAUCGACCUGGACGGGUAUCUGCUGAAACUCACCACCAUAGCAGGUCUGGAGAUCACGUGGGACGGCGACAGUUUUGUUGAGGUCGUCGCCGCCCCCCACCUGCGUGGACGCCUCUGCGGCCUUUGCGGCAACUACAACGGCCACAAGCGCGACGACACCAUGGGAGGCGACGGCCAGUUCAAGUUUGACGUGGACGAGUUCGCCGAGUCGUGGCGAGUCGAGGGGAACGAGGUUUGCACCCAGCAGCAUCCGCCUCGUCGACCCACCUCCUUCCUGUGUCCGGGCAGCGUCAAGGUCAAGUUCCGCGCCCACCGGGAGUGUCAGAAGAUAAAGUCGUGGGACUUUCAGAAGUGCCACCGCGUGGUCGACUUCGGCCCUUUCUACAGGUGA
Paralichthys olivaceus (Japanese flounder) is the source of this 759-nucleotide messenger RNA. The record is from RefSeq and is a predicted model, not a curated record. NCBI's taxonomy places the organism in Eukaryota, Metazoa, Chordata, Actinopteri, Pleuronectiformes, Paralichthyidae.